UUUUCUCCGUCUCUUCAGUACUUACUCAGACGCCGCAUCGUGUACUUCGCUCUUUUACCGCUCAUUACAUUUAUUUAACAAAUAGUCUUAUCGGUAACUGUUAUUGUGCAGCUAUUUCACUCAUUCACACCCUUUGAAACACUUUCUGCGAUAUGUGAACAAUGGAAUGUGAACCGCCGGAAUAUUUUUACUCCCACAGUUAUUCUCGUUUCCAUUUUUUAAUGGUUUUUCACUGAACUUUAUCGUUUUUACAACAGAUUUCAUGAGAUGCAGCAGUAAUGAAUGCCCAUGUGGUGGUUGAAUUUCUCCUGGUAUGGAUGGGCCUGUCUUUAACGGUACCUGGGGAGCUCCUAGCACUUGGAUACCAAACGGGUGGACUCCUGCUAUCAGAUCGUGAUCCAAAGCCAAGGAGAUGUCAGUACAGCAAAAUAUCGGGGAUGCUUCAGGCCAAGUGCGCAGAAUUGAAUCUCAAUGAAUUCCCCAAGAAUCUACGGACGGACAUUGAGAUAUUGGAUUUUUCAGUGAAUCGAAUGCGAGACCUAAACAACAAGACUCUGGCUCCGUACACGAGUCUCUCCUUUCUCUACCUGAUGGACAACUUCAUCCAGACCAUCGAGGAAGGUGCCUUCUCACAACUAACAAACAUACAAGUUAUAAAUCUCAAUACAAAUGGUAUCGGCGAAUUUCCUAAUAGUAUAUUCAGCCUUCCAAGUUUAAAACGGUUCUACCUAGCAGCGAACAGAAUCAGAGAUGAGUCUGUAAGACCCACUGGUCUUGCUGAGAAUUCGAAUUUAGAAUUACUAGAUUUAUCGGGGAAUCAAUUAACUUCACUGCCACAUUUGGGUAUUCUGCCACGGCUUAAGUACUUGAAUAUGUCUGGAAAUUCAAUCAGACAACUGAAACCUGAUGACGUUGCCAUCUUCUGCUCCCUCGAGAGUCUGGACAUCACGAACAAUCCCUUAAUCCUGGAUGACUGCAGUUGCCAUGCCCUCAGUGAGUGGAUUGCAAUUAGAAAUAUUAAAUUGUAUCCAGAUAAACUUCAAUGCACGACUGAUCGUAAAAGAUGUACUUAUCGUCCUGAUAAUCCAAUCACCUCUAAUGAUACCGUCAAAUUAUUCGAUAGUUGUAAAUAUGUUUUAAAAACUAGUGAAGAAUUGGCAAAGGCUCGAUCAACCUGGAUCCUCGUUGGGUCUAGUGUAUCAGUUUUUCUCGUUGUAUUAUUUAUUUCAUUCUACUACAUCCAUAGACGCAAUAGACGUAAGAAAAUUCUUAAGAAGAAUAAUGAAAAAGGACAAUUAGCCGUUAAUCAUGCUAAUACUGAAUUACUUAAUGAUAAGAAUCGACAGGAUGAUGCGUGAAGUGUGAUUGCACCAGUGUUUUACAAAUGUUUAUAUAUUCUUUUAUCACUUAUUUGCCAUUUUUUAAAAUCCACAAGUGAAAUAUAAUUUCAGUGUUUAAUAAUUAGGAAUAGAGUCGAUGUAUUAUCCAAGUUUCAUUUAUUCUUAUAAAACCGAUACUCUGGUCCAAAUAUACAGUUUCAGAACAAA
Fopius arisanus is the source of this 1547-nucleotide messenger RNA. RefSeq names its product Leucine-rich repeat activity-regulated protein at synapses (gene Lapsyn). Bases 279 to 1358 code for a protein of 359 amino acids. Lineage: Eukaryota; Metazoa; Arthropoda; Insecta; Hymenoptera; Braconidae. The record is from RefSeq and is a predicted model, not a curated record. Gene Ontology annotation, molecular function: protein binding. The transcript is spliced from 3 exons.